Messenger RNA from Hordeum vulgare subsp. vulgare (domesticated barley), 2358 nucleotides. RefSeq lists its product as uncharacterized. The record is from RefSeq and is a predicted model, not a curated record. Bases 91 to 1971 code for a protein of 626 amino acids. Lineage: Eukaryota; Viridiplantae; Streptophyta; Magnoliopsida; Poales; Poaceae. Gene Ontology annotation, cellular component: nuclear envelope. The transcript has 11 exons. Gene Ontology annotation, biological process: nuclear membrane organization.
UUCCAAAAAAAUCGCCUCCUCACGUUUCCGGUUCGGAUUCCCCUCGCGUCACACGCUCUCUCCAUCUCGCUCGCCCGCCCGCCCGCUCCCAUGGCGUCCCUCUUCGGGGCUCGCCGGCGGCGAUCGCCGGAGGACGAGGGAGACGACAACGGGGGCGACAGAUCCGGAUCCGGGCGGUCCAAGCGCCGCCGCCUCUCGCCGGAGGGCGCGCUGGUGCCGGCGGAGGCGGGGAGGAGCCCCGGGUGGCUCUCCACCAUCGUCACCGGGGCCAAGCGGGUCAUAUCCUCCGUGCUCUUCUCCUCGUCCGAGGAGCAGGCCUCGGAAGACGAGGACGGGGACGAGGAGGAGGAGGACGGCUCCCGAGAGGACUCCGAUGGAAAUGAAGAUACCCAUGAUACUCAUGAAACGUUAAUUCCUUUCAGCGAGUCAAAGCUCGCCAUUGAGGAAAUGGUUAUGAAGGAAACAUUCUCAAGGGAUGAAUGUGAUAAGAUGGUGAAGCUAUUACAGUCACGUGUUACAGAUUCAGGAUUUCCUGAAGCCUAUGAGCAUGGGACACCAAAAGAAACCCCAAGCAGGAAUGGCCAUGAUUUUACCGGAGCUUGGCGUUCCUUGAAUCGCAAUAGAAAUGGCUCUGGAUCAGGUCCUGUUUUUAGUACUGGACCUGGUAACUUUUCUCCUGGUUCUCCUCUCCAAGCAUCACCUGAGCUAUGUAAUGCAGCAGUUAUGGAAGCAAAGAAAUGGCUGGAAGAGAAAAGGCAGGGAUUAGGCUCAAAGCCUGAAGAUCAUGGACCUUGCAUAUUGAACACUGAUGUGCUUAAUUCUGACCUCAAAUCUGACAAGGGUUCUCCUGUCGAUUUAGCAAGAUCAUACAUGCAGUCAUUGCCACCAUGGCAGUCCCCUUUAUUAGGCAGUCGGAGAUUUAAAUCACCACCCUCCGGUGGAGUACAUAUUAAUGAUGACGAAGGAUCGAGAUACUUGUCAUCAUCAAAGGUCGACAACAAGGAAGACUUCCUUUCCAGUUCCAACUUCUGGGAAAACUUUGAAUUGCGAAGAGAUCGCAUUAGAUUUUCUGAAACUGCAGAAGCCUCUAAGUCCAGGCACCAUGGUUCUACUUCCAGAUUGUUUGAUAAUGGUGUCUCUAUAUUAUCACCACAUACUCGUGAUGAAGUUGGACAGUCAGUUCAGGGUUAUGAAGGUUCUGAUAAAGUUGCUGCAGCAGAACCAGCCAAUGAGUGCCCCUUACCUAUUUCACCAACUAAGGAUGGAAACCACGGUGCCGUUGAUUCUGUGGACCCUCCACCGAAGGACGGUGGCAAUCUUGUCCAAGAUUGCCAUGCUGCAUCUGAUGUUCAUCCUGAUGAGGUACCACAGGGGAAUGCAGAUGAGGUACGACGGGGGAAUGCAGAUGAGGUACCACAGGGGAAUGCAGAUGAGGUACCACAUGAGAGCCCUGUGCCUCUCACAAGUGCCACGGAAGAGGCUGCUGACCACAGUGGAGAUGUUAAAUCUGUGCCUGCAGAACCAGAAAUUCACGAAGAAUUGCAUAUGAAUUCAACUUCAGAAUCAAAAGCAAAGGAUUCAGUCCCCCAGACCCGGAUGAGUUUACGUUCCCUAAAGAAAAAGGUCCACAGCAGUUUAAAUGGGCCGACCAAGAAAGCAUCUGCCAACGGUCUGCUGGAUCGAUCAGACAACUCAGGGAUUGAAUCCUCGGGCAAUGAUAAUCCCAGCUGCACUAAUUCAAGCAGUGCUGUGCCUCCCAACAAUAAGGAGUUUAUCAACUCCGCAGCUGAUGCUUCAGCUUCAGCUGAUAACUCUGUAGAUAACGGCGCGGGGACGGGAUCAGAGAAACCGGCGGACGGUAAGUCUGCCGAAAACGGUGCUGUAACUGAUUUAGGGGGGCCAGCGAAGGAAGACCCGAAACCAGCUUACAUUCGCCGAGGUCCGAAAAGGGCUGCUCGUAGGGCGUUAUGAAGAGGACUGUAGAAGCAAGCAAGCAAGCUUUUGUUGUACCAGGUCGACGUCUACUAAUAUUAACGGCCCAAGAAGGGCGGUAUGAUACCUUAGGGUUUAACUAGAGCUAGUAUUCGUUGAUGGGAUAUCUCAGGUAAGUAACGCAUCAUGUACCCACGCCUGUAUCAAUGUUGUUGUAUCACCGUAGGCUUCAUGACACACCUAUCAAUCAUGGUUUAGAUGUGAUUACUAGGAUCAGUAGCUGCCCUCAUUCAUGUUCAUCUAGAUGUGCUUUGUAUUAUUAUUAUUGUUGUUAUGGUUAGUUUGUGAAAGACGGAAGAGCAACUUCUUCAUCUCUACUAUUGUAUUGUAUUGAAUUGUAUUGUAUUGUAUUGUAUCAUUGACUGA